AGGGAGGCGGGCGCCGCGCGGCCGGGGGAAGAGCCGGGCCCAGGCCGAGCGGAGGAGCUCCGGCAGCGGCGGCGGCCUCCCUCUCUCCUCUGCUCUCUCUCCACCGCCGAGGCUGCUCCGAGGGAGCGAGCGCGCACGCAGCCAGGCAGCCAGGCUCCGCCAGCAACAAGUGCGGAGGCAGGCGAGGGAGGGCGAAGGCUGACGUCAGCGAGCGGAGUAUUAUGGUCUGGGCUGGGCUGGCCGCCGCUGCUGCCGCCGCCGCCGCCGCCGCUUUCCUGCUGCCCGCGGCCGAGUAAACAUGGAGCUCUCCGCCGUCGGCGAGAGGGUGUUCGCGGCCGAGGCCUUGCUGAAGAGACGCAUCCGCAAAGUAGGUGCCCUCGCGCGCACGGGAAGCGCCUGUCGGGGCUUUGUGCGCGCCGCCCCCGGGCCCGCAGGCCCCGCGCGAGGCCGCAGGCAGGCAGGCAGGCGGGCGAGCGGCGCUGGCCCGGCUGCUCCCCCCUGCCUUCUCCUUCUGAUGCAGCAGCAGCAGCAGCACUCCGGAGCCCCGCCGCUUCCUCCGGGCUGCUGCUCGCGUUGCGCACGGUGCCAGCGCCACCGCCAUCGAAAGCGGCUCCUGCGCCUCCUUCCUUUGCAUGCAUGCACCGUUCGGGCUGCUGCACGGAUCUUUCGCUGCACGCAUUCGCUGCAUGCAUGUUUGAUCACGUUUUUUGCAGCACGCCCCCUUUUUCAUGUAUGGAUUUCUCUCUCGCCCUUGCCGCUUGUAUGUGCAUUUUUGUGGCACGCUUUUGGCCACACACACAUACACACUGCACACACCCACACGCCUGACACAUGCUUUUGAGUACACCUUUGGUUUUUAUUACAAGCAUGGUUUUGAGGGUUGUAUUGCAUUCUUCUGGACCGCCCCCCUCCUUUUCCUGAAAUGCAUGCUAAUUUGUCUUCUCCUCUUGACAUCUGCAGGGUCGUAUGGAAUAUCUUGUGAAAUGGAAGGGCUGGUCUCAGAAGUAAGUAACUGUCAAAGGCAGUCCUUGAAGCGGAAUGUGUAUUUAGGAUGGUGUUGGCCUUGUUUUAUUUUGCAGUAAAAUUGAAUAUAGUGUUUUAAUGGAAAGAGGGAUAGACUGGACGAUCUUUUAAGUUACCAUCCACUCGUUCUGUUCUGGAAAAUAAGAACGCAUUAAAGAAACAACCCCUCACACCACCUCAUUUUGUUUUCCUUCUCCUUUGGCUAGAUACAGCACCUGGGAACCUGAGGAAAAUAUUCUAGAUGCGCGUCUGCUUGCAGCUUUUGAGGAAAGGUAUGCUCUUUAGGCAGGGGGAAUUACUUUUCACCCAUAUCACUGUGUUUUGGAGCAGUGCUAAUCUGAUGCUAUGAUCUUCUGUUUUUGUUUUUUUUUUAAAUCCUUUUUUCUUUUUAAAAACCUCAUUUAGGGAAAGAGAAAUGGAACUUUAUGGUCCUAAGAAACGAGGCCCCAAACCCAAAACGUUUUUGCUAAAGGUAAGAGGAAGUGUACAGGAUAAAGAGAGAGGUGUCUUCUGGCAAAUGACUACUUGUAACAGAAAUCACAUCAAAAAGCAGCAUUGCUAAUGAGGGAUGAUUCCAUUGCUGUGUUUAUAUCUAUAUGUGCGCCAGAGGGAAAAACAAACACUGUGAUAGCCUUAUAAGCUAAAUUUAUGAAGCUGCUGUGGCAAAGUAUUAGAUCAGUUCCUUUUUAUCUGUUCUUUUCUGUUUGCAGGCCCAGGCAAAAGCCAAAGCUAAGACCUAUGAAUUCCGUAGCGACUCUGCUAGGGGGAUCCGGGUGCCGUACCCAGGAAGGUCCCCCCAGGAGAUGGGUUCUACUUCCCGUGCUAGGGAAGGACUGAGGCAAAUCCCAUUGCCCCCUCAAAGCACCUCUGCCACUGCUACCACCAACACCUCCCGAGUGGAGACCAUCCAGGAAAACAGGAUUGGGGCAGAGGAAGACCGGUCUGAAGCAGCCUUUAAAAAGCGAGGCCCCAAGCCCAGGAAAGAGCUCUACAAAGACCUGCCUGAAUCGGCUGACGUGGCCUGCAAGCGGAAAUUGAUGGAGCCAGGGGACAAGGCCGUGGUCGAUUACCUAAAGGCCAGAAAACUGGAAGAGGCAUCUAACCCGGGCACAGCCAAAUUCAGUUCAGGACACAGUGUGAUCCAGUUAGCUCGGAGAAGGGAGCCUGAGUUACCCAGCGCUGUCUCCAGCCCCAGAGCAGAAGCUGGCAUUAAGCUGUGUGCACCUGAGGCCUACCCCCCCAGGCUAACAAAGCACAGGGCAGAUUUCCUGGAUCCGAAAGGGCAAAGUAGUUUGGACUUGGGCGCCCCUAAGAUCUUGCACAGCUCUGCGAGCCAAGGCGGCUUAUACCGAGAUGGUAUAGGGACCCAGGCUGGCAGGCCUUCUCUCAUUGCCCGCAUCCCUGUCUCCAGGAUCCUUGGUGACCCGGAAGAGGAAGCUUGGAGCCCAUCUCUCAACAACUUGGAGAAAGUGGUAGUGACUGAUGUGACGUCUAAUUUCUUGACAGUUACCAUUAAGGAGAGCAGCACAGACCAAGGGUUCUUCAAGGAAAAGCGAUGAAUUCCUUUUGAGAAGAGGAGGCAUCUAAAGGGUUUGGGGUAGAGGUUGUUGUCUGGUUCUGGAUUUUUGGUUUAUUGGACAGGAUUGGGGGAGGGGGGGGAAACACCUGUCCUUAACUCAUUCAUUUAGUCCCUCACCACCAAUUUCAAUUUUGGUUGGAAAAAUUAUCUCUAGAGUUAUAUUUUCUAUUAGAUGUAAAUAUGUUAUUUAAAGAAAAAUACAUAUAUAUAUCUAUAUACAUAUAUAUUUCAACUCUAAGUUGUUGGUUUUUUAUUUAAGGCUCUUGGAAAAGGACGGUAAAAAAAACAGAACUGAUGUAUGUCUUACUUCAGUUGCAAGAGCAGGUGUAGAUAGUGAAUGACCUUAUUAGCUAAUUAUAACAUAUUGAUUUCAUUUUUUCUGGUUUGUUUGUUUUCCUUUUUUUACCCUGUCCCUUCCCCCAAAGAAGAUGAGGGCAAAUAGGGGAUAUUAUAUUCACCUGGGGGGACGAAAAAGGUCUCCAGUUUCUUGAUUGUUAUAUUAUAAGGUGUUGCUUUGUACAAUCAAGUGUGCUGUAUACACAACUGUUCUAGCUGGGCAGCUGAAGUGAGCACUUGACUUUACAGUAUUGUCUUUCAUAUGUUUUGCUCCAGUUUUUUGGUUUUUUAAAAAAGUUGUUGCUAUAAAAUGUGUCAAUUAAAAAAACAAAAAACCGAAAGAUGUUUUAGCAAAGAAGUAUUAACUUGAAUGACCUUUUCUUGCAAGGGAAAAGGGGCUUUGUAUGUUUCAAGAUUCCGAAAAAGUGUAGCUGCUGUCAUGCACUUUAAAAUGACUUGUGGGGAGAAGGGGGUGGGGAGAAGUAACUGAGCUGAUAGUUUAGCUUAACUUGUUCUGGUCUUUCUUUCUUUCUUUCUUUCGUCCUUCCCUAGUCACUCCAAAAAAAGAAAAAUCUGUUUACAUUCCUUACAUGCCAGAAAAGUUGGGGAGGAAAGUAUCUCACUGCUCAUAUUUUAGGCAAUCCUGCUGUUACAUUGAAAGUAAACCUCCUCUCUCUUCCCCCCCAACUUCCCCACAAUUGACCUUCUUCCCUGGUUGUUAGAUGGGUCUUUAAAAAGGUGUGUUAGGGAAGAUCUUUAUCAUUCUCAGAAAUGUUAAGCCUCCAUUAUAGAGGCUGAGAAAGCAGCUCCUCUUUAAAAGACACUUAAUUAGGGGCACAGGAUCAGUUACAAAGCAAGCUGCCUGUUUAUAUGUGGCUUUCUUUCUCUUGUACUUUCUGGGAAGAAGUAUAUUCUGCUCCGCCCCCCCCCCCUUACCCCCAGUCCCACACGAGAUUCUUCUUCUUUCUGUGAUCAACAGUCAAAUAGUUAUUUUCACCUGCCAGUUUUAUGCUGAACAUAAACCCCUUUUUCCUGCUCCCUUGCAUAAAGCACUCUUGACAUUUGAAGAUUUGUAAAAUGCGUUGCUAUAUUCAGCUCCCUCCAGUUGUUGUUUUUUUCCGGGAAUGCAAAUUUGUUUCCUAACCCUGUGUUAGACCCUCCCACAUUAAGAGGGGAUGUGUGCAGAAUGGGAGGCUGGCUUUGCUCUCGUUUGUGUUUAGCAGGUGUUGUGGUGUCCCAAUAGAUAUUGAUUUAAGCAUCUCUUCUUGGUUCAAAAAGCACAAAUCUGUCUAGCAGUCUCUAAGGGCCUGGCGGCGGGGGGGGGGAGGUGAGUAGCCUUCUCUGUCUUUUCUCUGAAUGGCCUACUUGCUGGAACCUUUUAAAGCAUGCUCUAAUUUGGGGACGGCGCUGGGGAUGAAAGCACAUGUGGCAUAAUGAGACAUGGGGAGGAUGAAGGUUGGGUGUAAGAAGGAAGCACAAGGAGGGCUGUUUUCCUUCCCUGGUUUCAACUAGAAAUGUCUUGCUUCUUCACCUACCUUCUUGCUUCUGUUCAUUAUUUUGGAGGUUUCUUCCAACGAAACAAAUGUGGGGAUUUUCGUUGGGACUGUACCGAGGGAAGUAAGUCAGGUUCUUGUUUUCUGUCCCCUCCUUUCUAAAAUGAAGCCAAUAUUUCAAACUCAGUUCAAAAAAUUCAUGAAACAAACUACAGAUGCGUUCAGUUCUCCUACAUGGGGUGGGUGGGGAAUAUGUAUGUCAGCUUUUUGUAUGUUGACAAAGGUUUCCGUAGUCCUGCUACAGAGGCUGGAGGGUUUGGGGUUGGGGAAAGGGUAGUGGCCAGGAGGAAUGCCUCUUGGGUUGAAAAUAGAUCACAAAUGCGGUCCCUACCUCCUCAGGUGUCAAAGGUGGCUCUGUGCCACUGACGGACAUGUGUCUCUUGACGCAUGCCCAUGGGUAUAUAAAAGCUAAACAUACAUGUGGGUGUAUAUGUGUAUGUACAUAGUUACAUAUAUUGAAUGUAUGUGCGUGUGAGUUAUUUAAUUCUCUUUGUAAAAAAAAAAGGAAAAGAAAAUACAAAACCUAUAAUCAUGGAUCUGGCCUAACAAGUCUCAGAAGUGAAGCUUAAGUAGGUGUCUUCGGCCAGUGUUGAAUGUCUAAUACAGUACCUGCUUUUUAUGUGAACUGAAAUAUAUAUACGACUUUGUAAAUAGA
Podarcis lilfordi (Lilford's wall lizard) is the source of this 5146-nucleotide messenger RNA. The record is from the annotation of a GenBank genome assembly. Lineage: Eukaryota; Metazoa; Chordata; Lepidosauria; Squamata; Lacertidae.